Messenger RNA from Tachysurus fulvidraco (yellow catfish), 1771 nucleotides. It is a transcript of the gene calm1b, whose product is annotated as calmodulin 1b. The record is from RefSeq and is a predicted model, not a curated record. Bases 150 to 599 code for a protein of 149 amino acids. NCBI's taxonomy places the organism in Eukaryota, Metazoa, Chordata, Actinopteri, Siluriformes, Bagridae. The transcript is spliced from 6 exons. Gene Ontology annotation, molecular function: calcium ion binding.
UUGUAAACAGUCGGUGUUACAACAGCGCCCUCUAUCGGCAGCAAAAACACGGAAGUGAUGAGUGGCAGUGGGAGUGACCCGGAUGUAGGGACAUAUUAAACAGCAGACAGAACAAACAGCAUCACAGUCUCUCACUUUGCUCUACAAACAUGGCUGAUCAACUAACAGAGGAACAAAUCGCAGAGUUUAAGGAGGCGUUCUCACUGUUCGAUAAGGACGGAGACGGCACCAUCACCACUAAAGAGCUGGGAACAGUGAUGCGCUCUCUGGGACAAAACCCCACAGAGGCAGAGCUACAGGACAUGAUCAAUGAAGUCGAUGCUGAUGGUAACGGAACGAUCGACUUCCCAGAGUUCUUGACCAUGAUGGCCAGAAAGAUGAAGGACACGGACAGUGAGGAGGAGAUCAGGGAGGCUUUCAGGGUCUUCGAUAAGGAUGGAAACGGCUACAUCAGCGCCGCAGAACUGCGCCAUGUCAUGACAAACCUCGGCGAGAAGCUCACAGACGAGGAAGUGGACGAGAUGAUCAGAGAAGCUGACAUCGAUGGAGACGGUCAGGUGAACUACGAAGAAUUUGUACAGAUGAUGACUGCAAAGUGAAACUUCCUGCCAUCUUAGAAGAAAAGAAAUGUUUUAUUUACCUCUUCUGGAAAAAUAAUCUAAAAUGAUUGAGAAUUUUUUCUGUACAGAGAUCGAAUGUUGAAAUUAAAAUUCUCUCCACAAUCAAAGAUCCAAACCAAUGCAUGAAAGUGUCGUGUUCCAUCAUCCUGCUGACCCACUGUUAUUAACGAAAGAAACAACACAUACAUGCACACACACACACACACACACACACACACAGAGUCAGACAAACACAGACAGACACACACGCACAGACAGACAGAGAGACGCACAGACACACACACACACACACACACACACACACACAGAGUCAGACAAACACAGACAGACACACACGCACAGACAGACAGAGAGACGCACAGAGAUUGAGACACACAGACAGACACACACACACACCUGGUGCUCGGCUGACGUGGGACGUGACCUCAGCCUUUCUCUGGGUUUUUCUCCCCUUCCUGCAUGCAGAGUGAAAACGAACGUGACGUAAUGGACCUUUUCUAUAAGGAGACGAACCUGAUGUUAGACUUGUGCUGAUGUUAAAGCUCCACAUUUCUCACAGCGAUUACAGAAUAGAACUUAAUCAGUUUACAAAAAGUUUAUGGACAAUUAGACAUAAGGAAAUCGUGACCUUGUUAAAAUGUGAAAUAUAAAUGUGAGGAAAGUUCUUAAAGCCAGAAGAUGUUAAAUUAGGGCUAUAAUUAGAAUUAUUAGCACAAGUCUAAUGAUCUAAAGAUAAGGGACUGUUAUUAAGUGGUCAAAAAAAAUCAACCAUUUGGCACAAUUUAGGCUUGUUUUAAUUUUUUAGGCUUUUUUUGUAUUAAUUUUUGCUCAGAUGGUCACCUUCAACUGUGGAGGAGAAACUUGUCAUUAUUAUUAUUAUUAUGAUUAUGAUUAUUAUUAUUAUAAUUAUUAUAGAAUACAUUUUGCUCACUGAAUUCAGUUUAUUUCCAUUCCAACGUGUUCAUGUUUUUUCUUGCUUUUGUCAAAAUAAAACAAAACACAAUAAACUCUGUAUGUCUGUAUAAUAAUAAGUCUGUAUGUCUUUCUAGUUUUUGGUUUGUUUUCCUGGUGUUGCAGGUUCUGUCUGUCUGUCUGUCUGUCCAUCUAAGUGUGAAGCUUACAGUAUUAAUAAAGAGAUCUGUCUGUCUGUC